AGUGGCUCAGAUUUUUACCGUUAGAUGCUCAGUUUUGAAAUUUGUUGCUCAUUUUGUUAUUGUUUACAUAAAUUUUAGAAUAUUCUUUUCAAUUGUGGAAUAAGAGGAAUAAUGCUGUUGGAAGGACUUGUGGACAGUUUGAAUUGUUAUUAUCAUAACAGAAAUCUACAAAUCCAUACAAUCUUCAUCACUGAUUUCAUAUUCGUCACCUCCGUCGCCCAGAUUUUCAAAGCUUCCUUUGCUGGUACAGUGUAAUUGAAGUCAAACAGGAUUUUACGCAGGAUAUCAAGUUCAUUCAUGGAAUUUACAAAAGUUGAUUUGGAUUUUUGUUUUUCAUGCACAAUCUCUUUAUGAUACACUUUAAUUCCAUCAUUAGUCACCAAUACACCUUCGACAACUUCAAAUCUCUUCAUUUCUAUGCAUGGCUUCAGAAUUUGGCGAAUAUUAAAUGACCAGUCAGCGCUUGUGGUGUACUUUAUAAGAUUCAAUUGCUUUUUAUCGAUGAGAAAUUUGUUGAAAUUUCUAAUGCUGUUUUUAACAAUUGUUGCCAGCGCUGAACUGGCAAAUACACAACAUAAAGCUGUUUCAGGAAUCAUUUGAUCUCGUGAAAAUCGUCUGUUUUGGAAGAAGAAAGUUUCUAAAGGAUAAUGAGUCAUAUCCAGUUUAAUAUUCAUAUGAGUGAAUAUUCCUUGAAUUGCUGCAUGACUGUUUGCGUUUCUCAUAUCUGUAGCAUCCUUAGCAGAUGCAAAUCUUAUCCAUACCUUUUUUAAGUCUCGAGAGCAAGCUUGAAUUGUUUUCACGCACUCAAUUUCAUCGUUCUUUUUGAUCAUGUCCAUUUCUCUUUUCACAUAAUUCAUCUCUUUUAUGAUAAAUGUGGUGUUAUCUUUUAAUUGAUCACUAAAAGUGGUGGUGAUUAGAUCAUUUUUGUGUUCGACAGCAGACGUAAGUUUUGUCACAAUUUCUAACAUAGAUCUGUUCAUUUCUAGCAUAGCUAUAAGCAUUUUUUUAACAUCAAUUUCAUCUUUCUUCAAUAAUGCACUGUAUUCAUCAGAGAUACUUUUUGCUUCGUGUAUGAUUAAAUUAAGUUCAUUGAAAGACCCUUUUGGUGUGAUGUGUGUGUCCAAUUUAUUGUGCUUGGUUAUAUUGCUUUCGCUACAUUUUAAUUCCUUUGGUGAUAUUUUUGAUUUCUUGGAUGAAUUGUUCGGUGAUAAUUUUUGAGACAUUUCGAUUUUCGGAUGUUCUUAGCCCUAUUUGAUUAAUUUUUUGAUGUGGCGUAAUAAGUUGAUGACUUGUAUAAUGUGUUUAGGUCUUAAAAAUCACUAAUCAAUUACUUAAACCUUUAAUUUCACCUUUUUGUUAAAUUCUACCGACUUAACCUAUUUAUUCUCUAAAAAAACCUCAUGCAACCUUUUUAAGCAUCUUUAUUAAUGUGGCUAAAUUGAGUUUGUUUAUUUGUUUGCAAUAAAUUUAUAAUCAUUUCAAUUUUCAAUAUUACAAGUCUAUAUUGCUACAUGCCAUUUAAAGAUAAGCUGAAACUAAAGUAAUACUUUUUUAAUCUCAUAUGACCAGGCAGUCCACUUGCGUACUUAACAGCCGGAAAGUCCCGCCUUUUUGAAGAAUGUUUUACCUAAAAUCUUCAAUAUCUCGAUUUUUUGAACUUUUUUUUAAAAUAAGAUAUUUAAAAAAUAAACUUUUUUUAUAAAAAUAAACCUGUUUUUCAAAACCAACAAAAAGAUACUACAAUAAUCGUUUUCAGUUGUCAAUGUCAGUGAUCGCAAGUCUGUUAUCUUAUCAAUAAAAUUGAUUACUCACCACACAAGAUUUGUAAAUCCCCGAAAAUAAAAAAAAAAACACAAUUUUCGAUUCAUCUUGAGUUCAGUUUUAAGAUUUUGAUUUGAAUUCUUUCCAAGCAGUACACUCAUUAUUGCAGUCAAGCAUAGCAAGGAUUUAUGUGAGCUUACCCAUGGCUACGCAGUUGACUGAAUCAUCUUCAACCCUCCAUAACUUGUUCAAACUCUCUUCUAGUUUAAAAUAAUGUAAUUUCCUACUGGAUUCUCAAAAGAACUGAUCAGUAAUAAUCAUAUGAUGCUCAGACAAGCUACUCUCAAUCUCCUCUAAAUCCUUAUUUCUUACUCAUCUAAAGAGAAUGUUUAAGACAUUUAAAAAAUUGUAUAUAAUCAGGGAAACUUUACUCCUAAACUGACAGUUGCUUUUGAGAGCUUCACAUUAUUUAUUAGACCUGUGAAAGCUGAACACAACUUAUCAGAGAGAGCGCAAUUUAUAAUCACUAAAUAAUGAAAAAAUUAAGGACCUUUGUCUUCCUUCAAAUCUUAAUCGAAUUCAUAACAUUCACGAACUCCGAAGUCGUCCGUUGUGCAUUUCAAUACAAAAAUUGGGAUGAUUUUGUUGGCAAGCCAUACACAUGCGUAGCUAUGAAUGUCAAUUUCCCAACUAAAAUAGCAGUUGACAAAGUCAGCGGCAGGCACAGAGCGAAUCAUGGCAACAAUAAUGUUCAAGCUUUGGAUAUAACUAAUCAGCAAUGUGAGCACUUCCCUGGAGACUUUAAUAAAAUCUUCUCAAACCUUGAAGGUCUUGCAAUUGUCAAUUCAAAACUGAAAAGCAUCUCAAAGAAGGACCUGGAAGUCUUCCCAAAGCUUAAAACCAUCAAUUUUUCUAAUAAUGAGAUCAAGCAAUUAGGAUUCGCACUUUUAACAAGCAAUCCAUUGCUUAAGAAGAUCUCAUUUGCUGGAAAUCCACUCAUCGGCAUUGGCAGUGACUUACUUGACAACUUUGAAGGCCUUGAACAAGUUGAUUUUUCAAAUGCUGGCUGUAUAGACUCAAAAGGUGCAUCCGAAGACGAAAUCGAGACAAUAAAAGGUGAAAUUAAUGAGAAAUGUCCAGCAACUGAUGAAAUGAGGAGCAUCCAAGAGAGUGACAUGAAGUUUUACUUCUGCAGAGAUCAAUUAGAUAAUGCGACGGCAUCGGUCGAUGUCUGUAAUGUUCACUGGGAAAAUUGUGUUUUAGAAUACGAGAAGCUUGAAGAAAAACAGAAGGAAUGUGAAAGUCAAAUCGAAGUGUGUGAAAAAGAAGGAGCAAAGGAAUGCAAUGAAAAGGUUAAAGCAUUAAAAGAGCAAGCAGAAGUCGAUGCAGCAAAGAUUAAAAAGCUAGAAGCUCAAAUCGUUAAGCUAAAGGAGGAUAGUAAGGAACUUAAGAGCAAUUACGAUCGUGACAUUGUCAAACUGCAAACAUGCAAAGCUGAUUUAAAGAAAUGUAGCGAUCCAAAACCACCAGCACCUGAUACAGACCACAAAACAGGACAAGGAUCAGGAUGUAUCGAUCAACUGCAGAUCAUCAUCGAAUGCGAUCAAUUCUACGGUACAACAUGUGUGUCUGAGUCUUCUUUGAUUCCAUUUGAAGGAAUGACUGUUGGUGGAGUCAAGCUGCCAAAUGGAACUGUCGUUGAUGGAAGCUAUAUAACAGAACUACAACUUAGUGGUGGAGCCAUUCGAGCCAUUCCAGAUAAUUUCGGUCAAUACUUUGCUAAUCUUGUCACAUUGAUCAUGGAUAAUGUUAGAGUUGAGGACAUCAAUAAGCACUCAUUUAAUGGAAGCAGAAAGUUGACAAACUUGACAAUGACUAACGGUAAGCUUACAAAUAUCCAUAAAGAGGCAUUCAUAUCAGCUCAAAAUAUCAUCACGAUCGACUUUACCAAGAAUGAAUUGACUGAAAUCAGUGAAGCUAUUCAGAAUCUCGUUAAGCUACAAAUAUUGAUCGUUGAAUCCAAUCAAAUUAAUACUAUCGAAUGGAAGAAGUUUGGAAAGUUGAAGGACAUUGAGGUUAUCUCGGUCAACAACAAUCCAUUGGAACAUGUCGACUCUGGAUUCUUAAACACUGAGGUCUUUACAAACUUAGUAAGCGUUGACAUGAUGGGAAGUAAAUGCAUCAAUCUCAAAUAUCCAUCAGCAAAUGCAGAGAAGAUCAAGCAAGCCCUGUACAAGGAUUGUCCAUUUAAGGUGUCAGUACAAUGUGAUUAUAAGAAGGUUGGAAGAGAUUACGUCUGCGAAGUAAAGGAAGCUUUCAUGUACUAUGAAAACACAAUCAUCAGUGGAAUCACUGGUGCACAUCUUUCCGAAGAUAAAACAGUGGCAGAUGUGACGAAGCUCAUCAUAAAUGGACAAGUCAUGCACUACAUACCAUCAAAUCUUAUCAAACAAUUCGGAAAGGUCGAAAAACUUGAGAUUGACAAUUCUGGACUUCUAGAAAUUUCUCACUUGACUGGAUUAAAGGAAGUUGUUAUCAUCAACAACAACGUUACAACAAUUGAUGAUAAUAGCUUUAGUGGAUCUCCGGAUGUUGAAGUUUUAACUCUUACUGGAAAUAAAAUUGCAAAAAUUACCGAUGGAGCAUUUGCUAAUAAUAAGGAUGUCUUGACAUUCGACAUUUCAAACAAUCAACUUGCCAACUUUACAUCAACAUCCAUUCAAACUGUUUUGACUAACGGCGCAACUAUCAACUUAUCAGGAAAUCAACUUACAAAUGUUGUUUGGUCAUACACUGCACCUACAACAUCUCAAAUUAUUGCAACAGGCAAUCAGUGCAUUGAUGGAAAGUCAGGAAAGAACAUGCAAGCAUUUGUGAAGUCAAUUCAAGAAAGCUGCUCUCAAAAGGAGGAAUUAGAGUGCGAAUUCAAGUAUUUUGAUGAUGAUUACGCCUGCGUUGUCAAAGAUCUCAACAUAAUUAGUGAAAACACAAAGAUCACUCGAGUUCAUGGAAUUCAUACAGAAUCAGGCAUGACAAGCAAGACAGUCACCAAAUUAAUCAUCGCUAAUCAAAAUAUGGAAUAUUUCCCAAUCAACAUCGCUGAAGUGUUUCCAGGUCUUCAAAAAGUUGAGGUUACAUCGUCCAAUUUAAGGAAAAUUUCAAACUUUGUUGGCAAAAACUUGGAGUGGAUUAAGAUUACAGGCAAUAAGAUUGAGGCUGUUGAAGGAAAUUCAUUUGUUGAUUCACCAGCACUUAACUUCAUUGACAUCUCAAACAAUGAAAUUACUAAAAUUCCAAGGAAUGUCUUUGACAAAAAUUUGGAAUUGUUGGAAGUGAACUUGAGCAAUAAUCGUCUUGAAACCAUCAAUUGGGCUAUGUUUACAGUCAUGACUAUGUUGCAGACUGUUGACGUCAGCUAUAACAAGCUUAAGCAGAUUGACUGGACUCAGAUUACAACCGAUUUGGAGAGCAUUGAUCUGACUGGAAAUGAGUGCAUCAAUAUGAAGUAUUCUGCUGAGGUUAAGGAUAAGUUUAUGGAUGCAAUUAAUAAUAAGUGUGGAAGGGAGACUACAUUGUCUUGUAAAUUCAAGAAAGUCAGUGCUGAUUACGUCUGCUAUACCAUCAACCUACAGAUCCUGAACGAAAACACAAGAAUCACCAGCAUUGAAGGAAAGCACGUGGUUGGCAAAACAAACAAGGAUGUGACAAGAUUUGUUUCAAUCAAUCAAAAUGUCGUUUACUUCCCGAUCAACAUUCGCAAAUUCUUUACAAUCUUAAAGGUUGUUGACAUUGUCAAUCAAAGCUUUAGACUUAAGGUCAUUUUCCUUAGUGAUACUGAGUUUACAAAGACAUCAAAUUAAGGAUAGAUUGACAUGGAAAUUGUGGAGUUAAAUGUACAAUGUUUGAUCAAAAAUCUGGAUUAAAUGAAAUUUAAUAAAAGGACAAAAAACAAAAAUUUA
Chironomus riparius is the source of this 5720-nucleotide messenger RNA. The record is from the annotation of a GenBank genome assembly. NCBI's taxonomy places the organism in Eukaryota, Metazoa, Arthropoda, Insecta, Diptera, Chironomidae.